GACGUUGACGUGUGUGAUGACACAAACACGUACAUUGAUGAUGACUUGAUUGAGGUGAAAGAUGUGAUAGAAUCGUCACGUAACAGAGAGGAGGAACAGAGACAAGAGAUGCAACAGGAAGAGGAGCUCGCACUUUUGCAAAACAGGCAAGAGGACUUGCUACCACAGUACGAGGACCACAAGGAGCAACCACCGCAGUUGCAGAAUAUGUUGUGCAUCAAGCACGAUCACUCCCCACCUGAACACAUGCAACAAGAGCCGCAGCAGCCAUCACCAUUGCAAAAUGUGAUAUACAUUAAAGAGGAAGACUCACUAGGGCAAGAUAUGCAGCAAGACCCUCUUGCGCAAGAUGUGCAACAAGGCGAACAACCACCACUGUCGCAUAGCAUACCAGAUAUUAAGCAAGAGGCGCCGGCACUACAGAGCGUGCAAGAAGAUCAUAUAUAAUAGAAUUCCGAAGAGAACUGACACAAGGACUUUUAGUAUUUUCAACAAAUCGUCGAUCCCAAGGAGCUCCCAAGUGGAGAAAAGUUGACUACAGCGUACUUACUUCUGUUAGGUUCGGCAACACUGGGAUACAUUGGCCAAAAUAUAUUGGCAGGAAAGGAAGGUGUGAGGUAUGCUCCAAGAAAGGAAGGUGUGAGGUAUGCUCCAAGAAAGGAAGGUGGGAGGUAUACUCCAAGAAAGGGGUAGAAUCAUGACCAAUAUCAAUUGUAUCCAUGAGUAUGAUAUCCAGGUUCCUGCUCUGGUAAAACUAAGUAUGAAAGAAUGAGGUUUUGUGUGCGAGGGGCUUGGACUUCCAGCAGGCAUGCGUGAGCGUGUUUCAUAGGAGUGAAUGGAGACAAAUGGUUUUUAAUACUUGACGUGCUGUUGGAGUGUGAGCAAAGUAACAUUUAUGAAGGGGUUCAGGGAAACCGGCAGGCCGGACUUGAGUCCUGGAGAUGGGAAGUACAGUGCCUGCACUCUGAAGGAGGGGUGUUAAUGCUGCAGUUUAAAAACUGUAGUGUAAAGCACCCUUCUGGCAAGACAGUGAUGGAGUGAAUAAUGGUGAAAGUUUUUCUUUUUCAGGCCACCCUGCCUUGGUGGGAAUUGGCCAGUGUGAUAAUAAUAAAAAAAAUUUUUAUUACUUCUUACAAUAGCAAGAAAAAUAUAGAAGUCGAUGUUUAUAAUAGAAAUUCAUUUGUUUUAUCAGCUUCACUGAUUAUUGGAAUUUCAUGCUAUUAAAACAAGUAAGAGGAAAAUAAAGUUUUUUAUGUAUAAUUAUGAAAUGAAACUUAUAUUAUUGGGAAAUUAUCUUCAGUUUGUCUUAUAUUUUAUUUUUAUAUCGAUGAAAAUAUUAAAAAAAUUAUA
Messenger RNA from Cherax quadricarinatus, 1350 nucleotides. The record is from RefSeq and is a predicted model, not a curated record. NCBI's taxonomy places the organism in Eukaryota, Metazoa, Arthropoda, Malacostraca, Decapoda, Parastacidae.